UUUAAUCCAAACCAGAUUCCUCUCUCUAUUUGGAAGGAAACUUCCUGGAAGCUUGCAAUGGCCUCUUCAUCCAUUUAACUCCCUCCCUCCUUCCUCUUGCUUUCCACUCCAACCCCAUUUCUAUCUCUCUUCUCCUUUGUCGGCUUUUUCCUUCCCAUCAUGAGACUUGAUAAAAUUAUCCCCAGAAGCCUCUUCAAGUCCAAGAAAUCACGCUCCAUUGCUAGAUCCGAAACCGAUCCAUCUUCAUCCUUCAGCUCCCAAACCCCGUCGGAGGAGGAGGAUUCUCAAGCCGGCUUCAAGAAGCCCAACGGCUCAGCCACGCCGACUAGCGUACUGCCCGAUGUGAACUUUGAACUUAAACAAGCGUUCCAAAUGAUGGACAGAGAUGGCAACGGGAAGAUAAGGAAGGAGGAAUUGGAGGCGCUGCUCAGUCGAGUGGGUCCCGAGCCGCCGAGUCAGGAGGACCUGAAGACGAUUCUGAGCGAUGUGGAUACGGACGGGGAUGGGUGUAUAAGCUUGGAGGAGUUUCAUGCGAUCGAAUCGGCUUUUGGGCCACCGGCUUGCGAUACGGAGCUCCGAGUCACGUUUGAUUUCUUUGACUCUAACGGUGACGGAAAAAUAACUGCGGAGGAACUUUUCAACGUUUUCAGAACGAUAGGAGACGCACGAUGCACGUUAGAGGACUGCCGGCGCAUGAUAAGAGGGGUGGACGUGAAUGGAGAUGGGUUCGUCUGCCUCGAGGACUUCAGUCGUAUGAUGGAGCAGCAAGGAUGAUAUUUUCAAUAUUUCUUGUCUAAAAAAGAAAAUUAAAUUAUCAUUUGCCGGUCCGGGUUUUGUUUUUCUUUUAUGGAAGGCUGUGGGGGUAAAAUUGGAGUUUCAGUAUGCGGAAAUAUUAAUCCUACUUUGUUUGAAGUGUAAUAUACUGAAAAGAUAUUAUUUGUGUAAACUUUAUCCAUAA
Molecule: messenger RNA, 958 nt
Organism: Olea europaea var. sylvestris
Lineage: Eukaryota; Viridiplantae; Streptophyta; Magnoliopsida; Lamiales; Oleaceae
Product: probable calcium-binding protein CML36
Exons: 2
Coding region: 160-774 (204 amino acids)
Molecular function (GO): calcium ion binding
Source: RefSeq, a predicted model, not a curated record